AAUCCUGACUUCUUGUUCGGGAGGGGCGAGUUUUGGCGCCGCCCAACGAACCAUGCCGCCCGCCUUGCGCUCGCGCCGCUCAAAUGAUAAACGUCACGCCGGUAGACAAGAGGGCACCCACCCCUAACAUUCUUCGGUUCGAAAUUUAAAAUAUGUGGUAGUGUAGUGACAGUGAUAUAAUUAGUGCAAUAAACAAAAUGCCUAGAAAACGAGUGAAUCGAUCCCCGCCGGUCGAGAAAAGAACAGAAGAUGGUGAUGAUGAUGACUUCUUUUUUGAUGAUACUCAAUCAAAUUCAGGUCGGAGUUCACAAGAGCCUCAACACAGAAAUGCCGCAAACGCACGGGAGAGGGCAAGAAUGAGAGUUCUUUCUAAAGCAUUUUGCAGACUGAAAACCACGCUGCCCUGGGUGCCGGCAGACACGAAGCUGUCUAAACUGGACACGCUACGUCUGGCAGCCUCCUACAUAGCGCACCUCCGAGCCUUGCUGCACGAGCCCAGGUCUGCGCAUACGCCGCCGCACCCACUUAGCCUGGCGUGGCCCUUCGCCUUUCAGCACGGAGGUUCGCUCAGCUGUGCGAUAUCCCAACGAUGGAACGUCAACCCUUCUACCAACGACUCUUCAAACUGCCGAAACGCCCAGCCUCCUAGAGACACCGUCCACGACAACCAGAACAACGAAGGUUACCAAGAGUAUCCUGACAAUGAGUAUGAGGACCGCUGCUAUGAAGAUAUGAAUACGAACGAUUGUACCCCUAUUCAGUAUUGCAAUUAUGGGUACAAGGAUAACUACUACGAUAUGAGAAAUGAUAUGAGGAACUACGGUUCGGAUAGUAUGAUGAAUUGAUAGGCGAUGAUGACCAAAGAAUUAUAAUUAUUUAAC
Helicoverpa armigera (cotton bollworm) is the source of this 881-nucleotide messenger RNA. RefSeq names its product neurogenic differentiation factor 1 (gene Hlh54f). The record is from RefSeq and is a predicted model, not a curated record. Lineage: Eukaryota; Metazoa; Arthropoda; Insecta; Lepidoptera; Noctuidae. The coding region runs from base 198 to 845 and encodes 215 amino acids. Gene Ontology annotation, biological process: developmental process; regulation of transcription by RNA polymerase II. The transcript is spliced from 4 exons. Gene Ontology annotation, molecular function: DNA-binding transcription factor activity, RNA polymerase II-specific; protein dimerization activity; RNA polymerase II transcription regulatory region sequence-specific DNA binding.